Molecule: messenger RNA, 6035 nt
Organism: Galleria mellonella (greater wax moth)
Lineage: Eukaryota; Metazoa; Arthropoda; Insecta; Lepidoptera; Pyralidae
Gene: ae3
Product: serine-aspartate repeat-containing protein I-like
Exons: 4
Coding region: 30-3659 (1209 amino acids)
Source: RefSeq, a predicted model, not a curated record
UUCAGUUCGAUUUUAGCAUAUGCAAAAGAAUGUGGUAUAUUGCAAGUAUUUUUAGUUUUUUUGUACUUACGUCAUGCGAAGGACAAAAUCCUGUGGUUUCUAUACGACAAGGGACUGUUAUUGGAAAUUAUGUGCAAGAUGAUAAUUAUUUUGAGUUUCAUGGAAUUCCCUACGCCGGUUCUACAUCAGGCAUCCAUAGAUUCAAGGCACCUUCACCACCACCCAUAUUUGAAGAACCCUUUGUGGCUAAUCGGACAGACAUAAAAUGUGUCAGACCUCUAGGCGUAGGAUACGAAGGAAUAGAAGAUUGCUUAGUGGCUAAUAUUUUUACUCCUACUCUCGACAACAAUCGAAAUCUACCUGUAAUGGUUUGGGUGAAAGGAAAAGAGUUUGAUAAAGUGUAUGAGCCUGAACUGUCUUUUCGAAACUUCAUGACGAAGGACGUUGUAGUAGUUUCACUUAAUUUUCGUGAAUCAAUAUUGGGUUUUCUUUGUCUUGGAACUGAAACAGCCCCUGGAAAUGCAGGCCUUAAAGAUAUUGUAGCAGGAUUGCGGUGGGUACAAGAAAACAUUGUUCAAUUUGGAGGAAACCCUAAUGAUAUUACUUUGUUUGGACAUGGAAGUGGUGGUGCAGCUGUAGAUUUAAUCACUUUAUCCCCAUUAGCAAAAGGGUUAGUACACAAAGCAAUUUCUCAAAGUGGCAACGCACUUGCUCCAUGGGCAGUAUCUCGAGACAAUUUAAAUUACGCAAAAAUUGUAUCCGAAGCUCUUGGACAUAAUUUGGAUAGUACAGAAACACUAUCUGAAGUAUUCACUAAAAUCAAUAUUGGCGCUUUAAUGAGCGUUAUUAAUGAGCUUGAUCUUACUGAUAAUUCAUUGGCAUUUGCUCCCUGUAUAGAAAACAAAGAGAUAAACGGAGUUGAUCCCUUUUUUAUCAAAUCACCGUAUGAAAUUGUUACUGAAGGUGAUUAUUGGCCAAUACCAUUUAUGAUUGGUUUUGUGGAUAAUGAAGGAACAAUUAGAAGUGAAGAAUUGAUAGAGUUCGAUUGGUAUGAUAAAAUGCUAACUUCAUUUCCUGAUUUUAUACAAUCUGAUUUAAAUUUCGAUUCAUUGGAACAGAAAACAGAAGUGAGUGAGCAGAUUAAAAACUUUUAUUUUCAAGGAAAAUCUGCUACUGAUAUUGAUAGAUAUCUUAGUUAUCACGGCGAUACUAUGAUAUUAGUGCCUACUAUAAGAGAAGCACGUCUACGAUCAGUUACUUCUUCUGCACCUGUCUACUUAUAUCAGUUCUCUUACAAAGGAUUAUUGGGCGAAACUUUUGUAGGUCCGUUGACAGAUUUUGUAAAGAGUGCAGCGCAUAGUGUAGAAUUAGCUUUUUUGUUUUAUGAUAAACAUGAUGAAGAUGGAGUGCCUGUGUUAGAUCUAACAAUUGGAGAUAUUUUAAUAGAACGAUGGACGAAUUUUGCUAAAAGUGGAAUACCAGGUAGUGAAACUUCUAAUAUACUUUGGGAGCCAUUUACUAUGGAAGAACAAAAGUACUUAAGAAUUCUUGACAAGAAUGAAGUUGAUUAUGGAGGAGAAAUAAUGUUAGAAAUACCUUUAACAAAUCCUCAUGGGGAAACUAUGGCUUUAUGGGAUGAAAUUUACGAAGAACAUUUCUUGGAUGCCAAAGGUAGAUGGAAUUUAGGCGAAAGGAGUAAAAAAUAUAAAGCAAUAGAUUACGACAACAAAUAUGAAAAUGAUGAUAUUGAAAACAAAGAUGUAGAUAAAGGUAACAAAGAAGACAAUGAAAAUAAGAACGAGGAUGAAAUUGAAAAUGAAGAUAAUAAUGAUAACGUGGAUGAAAAUAAAGACGAAGAUGAGGAUGAAGACGAAGAUGAAGACCAGGACGAAGACGAAGAUGAAGACCAGGACGAAGACGAAGAUGAGGAUGAAGAUGAGGACGAGGACGAAGACGAGGAUGGAGAUGAGGACGAGAACGAGGAUGGAGACGAGGACGAAAACGAUGAUGAAGAUGAGAACGAGGAUGGAGAUAAAGACGAAGACGAGGACGAAGACGGAGACGAGGAUGGAGAUGAGGACGAAGACGAGGACGAAGAUGGAGAUGAGGACGAAAACGAGGAUGGAGACGAAGAUGAAGACGAGAACGAAGACGGAGACGGGGAUGGUGAUGAGGACGAGGACGAAGACGAAGAUGGAGACGAGGAUGGAGAUGAGGACGAGGAUGAAGACGAGGAUGGAGAUGGGGACGAGGACGAAGACGAGGAUGGAGAUGAGGACGAGGACGAGGACGAGAAUGGAGAUGAGAACGAAGGCGAGGAUGGAGACGAAGAUGAAGAUGAGGACGAAGACGGAGAUGAAGACCAGGACGAAGACGAAGAUGAAGACCAGGACGAAGACGAAGAUGAGGAUGAAGAUGAGGACGAGGACGAAGACGAGGAUGGAGAUGAGGACGAGGACGAGGAUGGAGACGAGGACGAAGACGAAGAUGGAGACGAGGAUGGAGAUGAGGACGAGGAUGGAGAUGAGGACGAGGACGAAGAUGAGGAUGGAGGUGAAGACGAGGACGAGGACGAGAAUGGAGAUGAGGACGAAGACGAGGAUGGAGACGAAGAUGAAGACGAGAACGAAGACGGAGACGGGGAUGGUGAUGAGGACGAGGACGAAGACGAAGGUGGAGACGAGGAUGGAGAUGAGGACGAGGAUGAAGAUGAGGAUGGAGAUGAAGACGAGGACGAGGACGAGAAUGGAGAUGAGGACGAAGGCGAGGAUGGAGACGAAGAUGAAGACGAGGAUGAAGAUGGAGACGGGGAUGGAGAUGGGGAUGGAGAUGAGGAUGAGGAUGAAGACGAGGAUGGAGAUGAGGACGAGGACGAAGAUGAGGACGAAGACGAGGAUGGAGACGAAGAUGAAGACGAGGAUGAAGAUGGAGACGGGGAUGGUGAUGAGGACGAGGACGAAGACGAAGAUGGAGACGAGGAUGGAGAUGAGGACGAGGAUGAAGACGAGGAUGGAGAUGAAGACGAGGACGAGGACGAGAAUGGAGAUGAGGACGAAGGCGAGGAUGGAGACGAAGAUGAAGAUGAGGACGAAGACGGAGACGGGGAUGGAGAUGAGGACGAGGAUGAAGACGAGGAUGGAGAUGAAGACGAGGACGAAGACGAAGAUGGAGAUGAGGAUGAAGAAGAGGGUGGAGACGAGGAUGAGGACGAAGACGAAAACGGAGAUGAAGACGAGGACGAAGACGAGGGUGGAGAUGAGGACGAUGACGAAGAUGAGGGUGGAGAUGAGGAUGAGGACGAAGACGAGGACAAAGACGAGGACGAAGACGAGGAUGGAGAUGAAGACGAGGAUGAGGACGAAGAUGAAAAUGAAGAUGAUAACGGUUUCGGUUACGGAAAUGGUGAAGAUGAGAACGGAAACAGUGACAGUAACGAAGAUGGGGACGGCGACGGAGACGGAGAUGAGGAUAGUGAAGAGAACGGAGAUGGGGAUGGGGACGGAGACGGAGAUAAGGACAGUGAUGAGAAUGAUGAUGGGGAUGAGGAUGAGGAUGACGGGGGUUCCGAUUCGGCAUCAACUGCUAUCGGAUAUACAUUCACUAUAAUAUCCAUAUUUGUAUUUUUAAAUCAAUUCCAUUUAUCUCAAGUACUUUCGUAGAAAAUACUAAGCACCUUAAUGUAAAUACGAGUGUAGAAUACUAGAGGCUUUCUAUUAAACCGUCUACAAAAAAUACAGUCUUGUACAAAUUUUAUGAUUAAAUUUGUUACAAAGACUUCAUUGCUAUAGAUGUAUUAUUAUUUAAUAUCUAUGCAAUAAAGUAGAGAUAGAUAGACUUGAUUGUUAUAUAAGUAUUUGAAGUAUUUGUAGUGAAAUAAACCACUAAUCUCGAGUACUUUCGUAGAAAAUAUUUUGCAGAUUAUUAAAAAUGUAUAAAGAAACAAAUUAUGAUUGGCCCACUUUAUUUUGCAUAAUAUUUGAACAUGUUAAUUAUCUUGUAUAAAUUUUAGAAUGAAAUUUAUUACAAAGAUGUAAUUAAUAUAGAAUUAAUAUUAUAAAAUAGAUUUGGAUAAGAAGUAAACAAUGUUAAUUAUUUAUAUUUUUGUAGAAUAAAUUUAUAAUUGUAUAUCCUUUGAUAUGGUAUUUCUAUAUCAAUAUAAAAUAUAACUUAUAGAAAGAUUAAAUUAUAUAUGAUCUAAGUGAAUAUGAGGUAAUAGCCGAACUCUUUUUAACUAAACGGAAAAGAGACUGCAUUAAUUUGUGGGGGAGGAAAUAAAAUAAUUCUAGAAAUAUAAAAGUUUAUUCACAGUUACAAAUGUAAUGUUACAAAUUAAAUUAUUACAUUCAUUAUAUACAGUAACAUAACAACAUUUGAAACUAAUGUUUGCUAAUGCUAACUGAAAUUUAUUUUUUUUAAGUUAUAUUUUGAAAUACUUUUAUUUCAUUUAUUAAGUAAUUUAUAGUACCUCUCUAAUUUUCAUUCACACUAAUACGACCGAGCGAGUUCUCACUUAUUAUUCAAACUUUUCAUUAGAAUUAUACUACACACUAAUACUCUUCACUAUACAUUCAUCUUCUUAUUCAUAGAAACUAAAAUGUCUUAUAAUCUUUGAAACUAUGGUAAACGGUGUUGGCGGCAAAUUUACUCAAUGUUUUCUUUGAUUAAUGUUAUACAUAUAUUAAUCUUUAUUUUAACACAAUACAGUGUUUUGUCACUUUCAAUCAAAAUGGGAAUUUAGCACAAAAAAAGGAACAAAAUAGUUUAAUAGCCAAAAUAAGUUUAUGAGAUGUUUGAAUUUGUUAUGAAUAAGGAGGUCAGUCCAUAAAAUAACAAAUAUCUUGUACUUAAACACAUUGACUCCUAGAAAGUUUAAAGAAACUGUCGAAGAGUUUUUUCAAUGUCAUGUUGGGAAUAAAAGUAAAUAAAACUGUUAAACAAUUUUCAUAAUUUGUCAUCAUGUUAGAAAUUGUUUGCGUGUUAUUUUUUUUUUAGAAUCAGUAGGUAUUAGACAAUAACGUAUUAAAAUCAUUUGAAUUUGAUUUUUAUUUAUAAUUAAACUUAAUCAAUAGUGAAUAUAUAUAUUUUAGGAAAAACAUUCAAACUGUUUAUAGUAAAAAUCGAUUUCAUAAUGUGGCUAAAUGAUUUUUUUGCAAUUUGUUUAUGGCACAACUUAUAAUAAUUUGAUAAUAAGUAAGAUGUUGGAAUAUGAUUUCGAUAUUUUAUAUUUUUAUUUCAGAUUAAUUAUAAUAAAUAGCUAAAUAUAUAUAUUUUUUUUAUUUUAUUGGUACGAGUACCAUUACUUACAUCAAUUACUUUGCUGUUUAUAAGUAAUUAAAAAUUAAAUAGGAAUAUAAAUUCAUCCCUGUAUCUAGCUAGCUACGUGCUGGUGGAUAAAAGGUCAGGGGUUUGCAACUCUUGUUGACGGUCAUAGGGUCAGUUGAUUGUCAAACUUUUUUAUGUAAAAUGCACUAUAUAUUUAUAAGUAUAGGUAAAUAUAGACAUAAUGUCACGCAGAUAUUUAGAUGCACUUUAUUUUUUGUGUUUAGUGACCUUAUUACCUGUUUUACAGUAAUUAAUUCAUUAGAUAUAUGUUGACUUACAACACAAAGUAUGUAGUUAUGAAAAAGAGAUGAAUUGACUAAAAUUCAACGUUUCGCUGACUGAUACACUCAUAGCAUAAUUCAGCUGAGUCAUUCCUUUCAGUUUAAAAUAAUUUACCUAUAAUUAAAAAUACAGACUUGUUAAAGUGUUUGUAUAAAUAUGUAGUGAAUCAAAGCAAACAGGAAUGACAACCAUGACCGGUAACAUUUGCGUCACAGUAUAUUCUGUAGGCUUGUUUGCCAUUCUCAAGUUGUAUAAAAAAGUUGUUGUUUUCUAGUAAUAAACACGUGCGGUAAUUAUUAUUACCUUAACUACUGUAGGAAAGAGGAAAUAUUUGAAUUUUAUUUUGUUUGUUUGUAAUGGAUAAACUCGAAAAUAAUUAAGUAAUUUUAAAAAUUCUUUAAAAUGCCAAUCCCCCUGUCUGGCAACUACUG